This is a messenger RNA of Hemisphaericaspora subhashii, 2901 nucleotides long. RefSeq names its product protein kinase. NCBI's taxonomy places the organism in Eukaryota, Fungi, Ascomycota, Pichiomycetes, Serinales, Debaryomycetaceae. The transcript has a single exon. Gene Ontology annotation, cellular component: nucleus; centrosome; spindle pole. Gene Ontology annotation, biological process: mitotic cell cycle; protein phosphorylation; regulation of cytokinesis. The record is from RefSeq and is a predicted model, not a curated record. The coding region runs from base 1 to 2901 and encodes 966 amino acids. Gene Ontology annotation, molecular function: protein kinase activity; ATP binding.
AUGGAAAUACCUUUAAAGUCAAAACCAAAGGUAUCAACUGUCAAUUUAUUGGAUGAAUCAAAAUUCCAAUUGAAUCAUUCGCCUUCUCCUACAAAUGAUACCCAAACUUCCUUACCUUCUGAUUUACUUAAAAUUAGACAUAGUGCUGCUGGCUCUAGAAAUAACACAUUUGUUAAUCGUCCAGAUGUCCAACAAGAUUACAUUCAUCAACCAAUUAAUCAACCCCAAAUAUUACCACCAUCAUUCCCUGCUAAUUGGAAAUUGACUAGACGAUAUUCAGAAACUGAAAAGAAUAAUUUUGAUCUGGAAACUGGUCAUAGAAUAUAUGAAGAUGGGAAAAUAAGACCACAAACUAUUCGACUGCAUGAAAUUGGUGGAAGUAGUGUUGGAGGUGGACGUCUUGAGAGACAUAAAACGUAUACUCAAUUAUCAAGAGAACAACAACAGGAGAGACAACGACAAAACUAUAAAAUAGAUUAUGAAAAUCAAGUACCUUCUGGGAUGGAUUCUACUGUAAUGAAAAUAUAUUCCCGUUCACAUAAUAGUGAAAUUGAUGCAGAUUCUGGUGCAGGUCUUGUUGGAUUAGAGGAUGAAUAUAUACCAGGACUAGAUUUUUCCAAUAUGAUAUAUGAAUGGAAUAAGAGUUCAUCUGAUUUAGACCUCAAAGAUACUCAAGGAGGAAGUGGAAGUGGAAGCGCCAGUGGAAAUGAAUUCAUUAGUCCUGCACAUACACCCCAUAGUAGGGAAGCAUCAUAUCUUGAUUUAAAGACAUUGCAUGCAAAAGUAGCUCCACAACCAAUUAAAAAUGCCAAUGCAUCCAGUAGCAAAUUUUCAUACUCCAAAUUGACCGAAUACAUGAAACAAAGACGUGGAAGUAAUCAAUCACAAACAGUUCCAACAAGCAUAGUCCCACUCACUCAUGGAGCUACGUCUCCUGAAAAUAACAUAUCCGAUAAACGCUCCCUGCAAGAUGAUUUAUCUACGUCACCAAGAGCCAAAAAACAACGCUCAGCAAUCAAACCAGAUACAGGAGAUUUAACUUAUGAAAUUAUAAUGAAUUCCCUUCCACCAAACUUCAAUGAACUUCCAUAUUCUCAAAGGAAAAGAAUAGUCCAAUCAUUUUCUGAUUCAAUCGAUUAUUCGCAAUUUUCAUUAUUUGCCAAAAAUUAUCUUGGAACAUCACAAGGAUCAGGCAGAGGUAGUAGUGGAGGUGUCGGCAGCGGAGGGAACGGAGGAGGAGGUUUCAGAAGUGGAAGUGGAUCCAAUAAUAAUAGUUUCAUUAGACGUCCACGUAUGGGAAGUGUAAAUACCAUUGCUGGCCGUUUAUUAGCCAGAACUUCCACUACUGAUUUCCAGAAAUUACAAGAAUGUAAACCAAAAUAUAAUGUGGAUGAAAAGGGGGCAAUUGUAUUAGGUCAUGAAUUGGGUAAGAUUAUUGGAUUUGGUGCCUGGGGGACAAUUCGUGAAUGUACGGAUAUAAAAGAUGGAAAUAUACGGGCUUGUAAAAUUGUUAAAUCUAUUAAGGAGAAUUAUGAUCCAAAAGGUUCAAAAAAUUGUGGGACAGGAAAGAGUAAUCCAAAGGUAUUACAGGUUUUCAAGAAAGAGAUUGAAAUUUGGAAAAAGUUAAAACAUGAGCAUAUAUUAGGAUUAAUCGAUUAUUUGGAAACUGAACAUACGAUUUUUUGUAUCAUGAAUAGAAUUAACGGGGGGACAUUAUUUGAAUUGGUUUCAACUUGGGGACAAUUCAAUUCAGGAUUACUUACUACAACUGGCCCAUUGGAAUUCCUGAUUAACAGUCAAAGAGAAAGAUUGAAACGGGUUAUUGAUUGUACUUCACAAAUCGUGAAUGCAUUAUUAUAUAUGCAUGAUGAAAAGGGAAUAGUACAUGGAGAUUUAAAAUUAGAAAAUGUUUUAAUUGAAAAGAAACCUCCAGAUUGUUUUAAAAUGAUCUUGUGUGAUUUUGGAAUGUCACGAAUUUAUAGUACUAGAAUCAGUAGAAAGAAUUCACGUCUACAUCAUGAUCGUAAUAACCACCAUCAUCCUCACCUUGACAAAGAAAACCAUUUAGUUAUCAAUCCAGUACCCCAGUCAAUAUUAGAUGAAGAAGUUUUGAUGUUGAGAAGUAGAUCUACCAAUACCGAAUACAGAAAACCAUAUCAAGGAGAUGAUUCUCCCAGCACCAAGAAAUUAGAUCUUGGUAUCCGAGACGAUUCUCAAGUCGGAUUAGAUAGUUAUUUUGAUAAAUCGAAACCCCACGGGCCUUCACUUCAAUCAGUCCAUUUAACUCCUCAACAUACCGCCUCCACCGAUUCGCUUUAUGAAUUCAAAAACGCCUUCCUUCAAAAAGAACUCCAACAUCAACAACAAGCCAUUGAUUCCGACUUACCUCAUUCCCAUAUCGGGUCAUUACCCUAUGCAGCGCCCGAAUUGCUCUUACCUUCCCCACCUCCACUCGGUCCCCUGGCUGAUGUAUGGGCCCUAGGAGUGUUGAUGUAUGCCAUGUGUGUCGGUAAAUUGCCAUUCCAACACCAGUAUGAACCUCGAUUACGUGCCAUGAUUGCCGCCGGGAAAUAUAAUAACACCGAUUUGAAAAAGGCAUGUUUGUUAGAAUGGGUAUUGGCUACUGACCCACUGAAGAAGAAUGAAAAUAAUGAAAAGGAUGGUAUUCAUGCUGCUGAUAUGAUUUUACAAAGUCCUUCAUUGGUGGAUUUGAAUAGACAACGGGCGUUGCAAGAUUUACAACUUGAAUGGGCGGAAUAUAAAUCGAGAUUGGAAUUUGAAUGGUUGUAUAAGAUAAUUGAGGGAUGUUUGGAGAAAGAUAUUACGAAGAGAUGGGAUACUCAAAAGAUAUAUGAAGCUCUUGAGGAUCAUCCUGAGUUUCAUUGUGGGAAUUUCAGAUAA